GGCACUUAGGGGUAGUCAUCAUAUGGAUUUUAUAUGUGUAGAUUUUAUUUUCCCAUCUAUCCGAUAAAUCAUAGUUUAAUUUAUAAAGUUAAAAAUUAUAUAAAGCAUGCCUUUCUGAAUUUAUGCUUAAACAUAAAAUUUAAAUAUAUUUUGUAUAAAUAUGCCAACUUUUAUUCGUGAAGGCAAGAUAGAUGCAGUACAUACUCGUAGAUAGCUCGAGACUCAUGAGCCAAUGACGGUUCUCGAAUUAGCUCGACGCAUUAAUCAAAGUCCCUGGCAUUAUUGACGGCAUCAGAAGUGCCAACGAAUGUAGAUAACGUACUUUGUUUUUCAUCGUGUCGCAACGACCUGGGUCGAGGCCAGCGGCUACCAAACCGUAUGGGGUCGGGGCACGCGACGUGGACCUACGCGGAAGACGAGUCCGCUGUCGCAACAGGGAUCGACGUGGCCGCAGGGGCUAUUUACAAGGCUCUAAUCCCACUUUGAUUCCUUGGCCGGUGGGGAAUGUCAGUGCGACGACGCCGCAAAUAGAUUUUUGGCACAGUCGUAACAAUUGAGGUGUUCGAUAGUUGAGAUAAGGUGCGGUAGGGUGCGCGCGUGGCGGGGAGGCGACAGUCGCUGCUCAGUUCCCGCGCGCGCGACGCGACGUUCCGCCAGCUGUUCGUGUAUCCAUCAUGUGUUCAGUGAGUGACAGUGACCAGUGAAAACAGUUGGGAUAUUGUUGCUGUAUGUAUUGUCUUGGCUGAGUAGCACUUAACGAAAAGGAACCUAUUUAUUUUUGUUGUAUAAAUGUGACAACUGGGAUUUGAAUUAGUAUUAAAAACCUUUUUUAAACCAUCUAAACUUUGAAGAAAAGUACUCUGUUAAAAUACUUUUCAUGGUGCUUUUUAUUUUUAUUAAUUUAUUUUUUAAAUAAUCUGCCAACAUGUCUACAUUUUGCCGCAUCACCGGGAAGAGUAGGGGACUCCCAAAGCCAAACUAUUUCCCACUACUUCCGCCCAUUUCUCCGGCCGACGCUAAACGUUUUUGUAGAAUUACCGGAAAAUCUUAUGGACUCCCUGCACAUCAUUAUAUUCCAGUCUUAGUCAGUACCAAACCGAAGAAAAAGGCGGCCCAGCCACCCAUCCCUCUUAUAGGCCAAGAGAACGGUAUUCCCGAGAAAAACCACGUACUUGUCGCAGAUUACAGAUAUGUCUUCCCUGUCUGCGAGGAUUCUGCAGAUCUCGUACAGCUUUUGGACAGUAAGAAUAUUGAGAGCAAAGCACAUUACAUCUACAAGGUCGCGGAGAGAAGAUGCAGCUUGGUAUUCACGGCUAAGAUGGAGGCUGCAGUGAGAGACGGGGACAUCAGGAACGUGAUGUUAGCAAAGGACUCGGAUACUCUUCUUUUAAAACUGAAAAAGGGCGGAGAUGUCGCUAUCGAUGUCAGGGAUAUCUCGAUCGACGGUUUGGAGAUAUACGAUGGUGAGGGUCCGAGUGAGGAGGUUGUGAAUGAACGAAAAAAAAGAAAGAGGAAAGGCAGUUCGGUUAUGUCAACGGUCGGGAAGAUAUUUGAGGAAAAAGAACGUGCCGCCGCCUUAGCUGAAGAAAUAGAUAACCAGAGACCGAAACUGUUGAAGAAAGAAACUAGUAAGGAUGUUAGUAAAGCUAAAAUAGAAUGUAAACCACAGAGUUGGAGUGACUGUAGACCCGAUCCAGUAGACACGAUUAAAUUAGCUAGUUCCCAAGAGCUUAGUCCGUUGUUUGAGAGUAACGAUUGGUCGAACUGGGAGAGCACAAUGCUCCAUAAAGGGCAACCGAUCACGAACAAAAUGCCUUCUCCUUGCGUUCUUGACCCGUUACUAGUAGAUUUAGGAACGUCUUUGCCUGGAUUAAUUCAGGCACCUCUAGUUUUAGAGAGCACGGGUGGUCUUGAAGUAACGUCAGCCAUCAACCCGAUAACGCCUUUAAUUGCUGAACCCGACGAACAGCUCUUGAGCUGUAUAAAGAAACUUGACCCAUCAGAGCUCGAAAAAACUGCUGGGACGAAACAGAUAUUUGCAAGGGAUAAACAUAAUCUUAAUAUGUUACCGACAAUAGCGGAAAUUCCAGAGAUCAUUGAAAAAAUGAACGAAGGGACCCAUUCCACAGUAGGUAACCCCAAUUGUAAAGUAACCGGAUUAAAAUUAGACAUAAAAGCGGCUACUAAAUUCGUUGUUGGUAUGACUGUUAAUACACCUACAGGGGAUGUGUUUGUUCCCGGACAGACAGUCGAUACACCAAAUGGGGAGCAGUUCAUCCCUGGUAUUACUAUUAAGACUCCUGAGGGUGCACCUCAACUCAUUCCUGGCCAUAUCCUUCAGGUUGAUAAAGAUAAUAGUGGAGUUAAAACGCCUGUUUUUAUCGCUGGACAAGUAUUAAAUACGAGAGAGGGGGAGAAAUUUGUACCCGGCCAGAAAAUUGUUACUAAAGAUGGAGCAAAGUUCGUUCCUGGCCAGACAGUCAUGGCACCAGAUAGCCUAAAGUUUAUCCCCGGUCAAAUUGUUCCUGGAGAAACACCGCAAUUUGUUCCUGGUCUGACAGAACUCGAUUGUGAAGGUCAUAAAUUCGUCCCUGGGCAAAUGCACACGGACCAGUUCGGUAGAACAGUUUUCAUGCCUGGGCAAUCUGAACAGACGGAGGAGGGUUGGAAGUUCAUCCCUGGUCAAAGCAUAGUUACUCCCACAGGUGAUUUGAAAUUCGUUCCUGGUCAAACGAUCGAUUCCAAAGACGGGCCUACUUUCAUACCGGGCCAAACCGUUACCAAUAAAAAUGGAGAUGAUGCAUUUGUACCAGGUGUAGUUGUAGAAUCCGAAGAAGGUGCUAAAUUUCUUCCUGGAGCAACAAUAAAAACUCCUGAUGGGCCACAAUUUGUUGAAGGGCAACUAUUCAGAUCUGCCAGUGGUAAGAUACAUUUCAUUCCAGGAAAUACAGAAAUAACAGAUGAAGGAAAUUACGAGUUUGCAGCUGCUCGUUACGUCAGUGACAUCGUAUAUAGAGAUAGCAUGUCUUUGGGAAUAUCUCUUGAUAACGCGGCCAUCAAUACAAAUGAUAAGGCAGACACAGUUUACGGUCACAUAGUUCAGACGGGUCAAGGUGUGGAAUUCUUCCCAGGAGUAGCAUCAGGACUACCUGCUGGAAAAGUUGUGCCUGGAAGGCUGGUUAGAGGAAAAGAAGUUAAAUUUGUACCUGGCAUCAUAAUCGAUGACAAAUUUGUUCCUGGGCAAGUUGUAACUACAGAUAAAGGUGAACAGUUUGUCCCUGGCCAAGUUGUGGAAACAAAGGAUGGUCCAAAAUUCGUUCCAGGCCAAAUCGUCGAAAUGCGAUCUGGGCCUAAAUUUGUGCCUGGUCAGACAGUUGAAACUGCUGAAGGUCCUAAGUUUGUACCUGGCCAAAUCGUAGAUACAAAAGCAGGACCUACAUUUAUUCCCGGUCAAGUCAUAUCUACUGAUGACGAAGGUUCGCGGUUCGUUCCCGGACAAGUAGUUGAAACCAUAGAAGGACCAAGAUUCGUUCCUGGUAGAGUCAUUGAAACAGGUGACAAAGUUUCAUUUAUUCCUGGACAAGUUGUUGAAACCACAGAUGGAUUGAAAUUUGUUGCUCCUGAUCUAGAAAACGAUCCUGAGGGUGAUGUACAAUUUACAGUUCAAGGAUUUGAAAUAACUCCUGAAGAGCUAAAUUUACUUCGACCGCACAUUAGCUCGAAUUCUAUUUUUUCACCUGCAUCGGGAGAGACAGCUAUCGAUUCCAGAAUGAUGAAACAGCUAUCAGAAGCUGGAAUGGCUGUAGGAAGACAAGUUCCAGCGGAUGUACCAGUUGUAGAUGUGAGAACAGUUCCGGCCAUGGGAGUUGCUUGCUCUCUAAGAGAUCGACUUCCAGGCCAUAUUGAUCCAGUCACAACCAUCAAACUCAGCCAAAUCUUAGCAACUAUUGCUCAGUUUGACUGUUCAAUGCCAUUAAAUGGGGUCAACAUGGUUGACAAUGCGAGUGAAGCUAUUAUUUUAAAGUCAAUGUUGAAAGCUGCUGAUAUGGCAGAAAAUGAGCUCGGUCUAUACAGAAAUGUAUGUGCUGUUCUGGAGAAAGUUUUAUUAACAGAAGGUAAAAAUGAAGUAGUGCCCAUUGUUGAUAGCUUGCAUAAAUUUGUUAUGAAUUCGCCAGCUUUAGAUCCCAUGCGACCAAAGAAAAAGGUCAACCUAUUAAAAGAACUUGUUGUAGGAAAUAUUAGUAAUGAAGAAGAAAUUGUUGAAAAAUUGAGUUACAUUUUGAAUGACUCCGAUGAAUCCAUCAUUGAAGGCUUUAGAAACUUUAGCAAAGGACAUCCGGAUAUUAUAGGAAAAAUUGUUCAACGCAUGACAGAUAAACUAGACAAAAUAGAAACUGAAAAGGAUGCCUCUGAAUCGCUCCAAAAAGCAAUAAUAGAUGUUGUUAGAGAAUCAAGUGAAAUCAGUGUUCAAGACGUGUUACAUAACGCUUCAAAUGAAAAUGUAAAAAAUAUGUUCCUAGAAGCUAUUGGUCUUGCGCGCGCUAUGGGCAUGAGAGAUGUUGCCAACACUUUAUUAGGAGCCAUAGCAGAUCCAAAGAAGGCUGAACUUUUGGCAAACGAUAGAGUUACAUUUGAAAUUCUUAGAAGACUAACUGUCAUGAGACAUUUGGCAGAAAAAAGGCCGAAAUUUGGAACAGCACUUCUUCAACUUACGAUUGACCCAGAUGAAGCCAGAGCUGACCCCCUAGUGAGGGAAUUAGUGAGAGAAAGUGGUGCUCUUAUGAUCAUUCCUGAAGAAAACGUAAACAUACAAACUGCUGGAGAUGUCCCAAUGUCGCUGCUGACAUGUGACAACAGUUUAGCCAUGGAAGACUUCAUGUUGAAGAACAAGAAACACGGGAUCCUCGUGAUCGUCAAGCACGGGAUACAGUGUGUCAUCCCUCGGGAAGCAUCCAGGGCGGUUCUCACAGGGAAGGUUCCGUACACAGUACUGGACGAAAAAGGGAUGCAUACGUUCGCUCCACUUCAUGUCUUCUCCGCUCUCCACAUCCCCCAGAUGUACACCCAUCGCUUCUCCAUGUACUCUGUGACCACGGAGGAGGAAGCCCCCACCCUCGGAACCCUGACUCCUGCCACCAGCGUUGACGAUGUCACGAUGAUGGUGUCUACACCGCCCGCUCAGGAUGCAGGGUUAGAGGAGGGUGGGGAUGUGAUAUUCACAGCCAGCCAAGACUACCUGGCCAGCGACCUCGACUCCUUUAUCUCUGCACCGGGGUGAACAGGUGAUAGUGCUGGAAACUACCGGGGUCGAAGUGGACACUGCCAAGUAAGACCUCUUGGUUUACUCUUGGUUAUAUGAUCUCAGGGAACAAGUGUAAAUAACAAACGGUGCCUUGCAGCAUGGGUGUACAUAUUAAUACGGGGUCUAGGACACAGCUAGAAUUGGGUAGUCGAGCAUGUUAAGCUGGCAGGUUUUUUUAGAAUUUUUGUCUAGUCAAAGUUGUCGUAUUUGUCGAACAUUGAGUUCACCAGAAGUCUGUUUUUGUUGACGAGAUCGGGAAUUUUUAUAAGUUAGGUUUUAAUUGGACGGAGAAUUUAUUUUAACAAAUUAUAUUUUUUCCAUAAAAUAUAUCUUCUCUUUUUUAAAGAAUCAAGUUGAUUUCUAAAUGAUAUAGCCAAAUAAAUUAUUCUACUUUUUAUAAAUUGUUACUUUUAUAUCCGAUAUGUUUCAGCUCCAAUAUGUUUUAAUUGUAAAUAUUAAAAUAUAAAAUUGUUCGUAUAAACAAAAAUAAAAACUGGAAGAAUAUUGGAAGAACUUUAUUUUAUUAUAAUUGGAAGUAUUUACAAAAUAUUUGUCCUUAAAAAGUAACUUAAACCCUCAUUACCAUUGUAAAAUUUAUAAUCCCUUGUACGUUUUGUUACUUUUUACAACUACGGACUAAAGUUAAAGCUUCACACUUAGGUUCCGAAAAAAAAUUGUUUACAUGCGGGAACACGCGGGAUGAUUUGAAAACUAAUUUAUUAUAUCACUUGCAUGAUAUUCACGGCUUUAUUAUAUUUGAGAUAAUUGAGCCAUACCCAAAUAAAUUACACUAUUAUCUUUUAUAUGUUGUUUGGAUAAAGUUGUUUUUAAUAUGAAAAAAUAGAUUUGCCACAACAUUUGUUUCAUAGUAAAUAGUUAUUAGCAAUCACGAAUUAAAAUAUUGAUUUUGAAAAAUCCAUCAAAUAAUAUGUUAUAUACAAUUUUAUAUUUGUUAUAUUUUAUAUACACUAAGACUAAGUGACUAAGUGUUUUAUAAACUAGAUUUAUAGAGUAAGACCCCAACAUUUGAGUUUGUCAAAAAUCCAGUAAGUACAGUAGUUGAAAAGUUGAACUUUUAAUUGAAUAAAGUAGAUAUUUUUAAUACAUUCCAAAAAUACAAGACUUUUGGUGAACAUCGAUGAGUGGAUAAAUACAGUAAUGUAGGUCUACUUUGUAUAAAAUCGAGUUAUACUUUAGGUAUGUAAGCAGUAAGUUGUAGACAUGCUUACAUUAUAUUGUUACUUAGUGAUAGCUAAGAAUAGCUCAAGUUGAGAACGUUUAUCACUAGUUCCUUUAGUUGUAAUUUGUAUAGUUGCUAUUUACUUGUAACAUUUAUUGUAAGUAGCAAAAUAAUCAAUUUCUAAUUUUGUGUUUAAUUGUUGUUAGACUUCAAACACUCUUGUUUGUUCUUACAAAAUGUGUUCUUUGUUAUUUUUAUUUACAUUAUAUUUACUGUUCAUAAGAACAAGAAAACGGUGCUCUGCUAUUUAUAAUAGAUUAAUUUAAUUAAUAGCGUAUAUUGAAGUUGAAUUGUUCCAGGUAAUUAAAAUUAAAUUUGCCUUUUUAUAUGAAAAUCAUUUUUGUCUUUUCAUGAAAAAAGGCUUGAGAAUUAAUUUCAAAUUGCAAACUUCAACAAAAUAAAUUAAUUUACUUUGUGAUACAAAUUCUCUGUGACAUUUUAUAUGCGUUUUUGUAAAAAUAAAUUACACGUUUUUAUAUAUAUUUCUCAUGUACUCAUAUGUUUAAAAAAAAUAUUUUUGUCAUACAUUUUUAUUGUUAAAAUAUAGAUAUUUCCAUUAUAAUUUUUCACUAUUGAUAAUUUUACAUUUCAGGUUUAUUUCAAAAAAUAUUCUGUGGAAUAAAAAUAUUCAUUGCAUUUAAUUCUAUUCACUUCUUCAAACUAUCAGUCAAGUUAUAAUACUGUUAAUGUGUAUGUAUAGGUUGUGAAAUUUCUUAUUAAGUGACAUACUAUCUAUUUAUUUUCUUUUUUUGUUCUAUUUAUAACUUCCUGUUUAUUUUCAUGAUUAAAUAUUGUGAUCCUGUGGUAAUAUAUCUAAUAAUUGUAGUUAUAUUGUAUUUAAUAAUUGUUUCAAUAUACUGUUAAUUUCCUAA
Messenger RNA from Homalodisca vitripennis (glassy-winged sharpshooter), 7414 nucleotides. RefSeq lists its product as uncharacterized. NCBI's taxonomy places the organism in Eukaryota, Metazoa, Arthropoda, Insecta, Hemiptera, Cicadellidae. The coding region runs from base 926 to 5278 and encodes 1450 amino acids. The record is from RefSeq and is a predicted model, not a curated record. The transcript has 2 exons.